This is a messenger RNA of Paracoccidioides brasiliensis Pb18, 519 nucleotides long. RefSeq lists its product as uncharacterized. Bases 1 to 519 code for a protein of 172 amino acids. The record is from RefSeq and is a predicted model, not a curated record. The transcript is spliced from 3 exons.
AUGAAAGAUUUUCUGGAAAUCAUCACUGCCAGACUUGAUACAGCUUGGAAGAAUACUCUUAUUGUUGUUUCUCCAGUUGAUGCAUUUAUUUCUGCUUCAGUUACUAGAAAGAAUGAGAAGUUAUUGAGUUCAUUUAAAAAAGUGCACUCAUCAUCUUCAACAACCACAAUUAUUCACAUCUGUCUUGUCACCUAUGAUGAGUCCAAUCAUCUCAUUAAACAACCAUCGGAAUCGAAGAAUGUCAAAGUUAAAUCCCCAGAUAUUGAGAUCAAGAAUGAGAAUAUCUCCACCUCAGUGAUCAAAUAUGAAUACAAAGUUGAUGAGUUGAAGACAAUCAAGCUUGAGAAGGAUCUAUUGUUCAAGUGGGAGAAGACAGAAUCAGAAACAGAGGAGGAAAAUGUAAAGAUGAUGGAAAACACUGUGAUGGAGAUGGAGAAGAGUCAUUCUAGUGAACUUGAAACACAAUCAACAUAUCUUGACUCAUCAAUAAAUGGGACAAGAUUUCAGCAUCAGCGUUGA